This is a messenger RNA of Metopolophium dirhodum (rose-grain aphid), 1011 nucleotides long. Its product is annotated as cathepsin B-like cysteine proteinase 5. Gene Ontology annotation, cellular component: lysosome. Gene Ontology annotation, molecular function: cysteine-type endopeptidase activity. The coding region runs from base 1 to 1011 and encodes 336 amino acids. The record is from RefSeq and is a predicted model, not a curated record. The transcript is spliced from 6 exons. NCBI's taxonomy places the organism in Eukaryota, Metazoa, Arthropoda, Insecta, Hemiptera, Aphididae.
AUGGCCAAGAUUCUAUUUUCGAUUUCCAUAAUACUUCUUAGUUAUUCUUACUUAACGGAACAAGCAAAAUUAUCACACGAUAACACGAUUGAUAAAUCAGACAUGGAAACUAAUAUAUUGGUGGAUGGAGAAAAUGAAGGUCCCAAUUCACUGGAAGAAGAACAAUUGAUGUUGUUGGGAACAAGAGGAGUUGAAGCCGCUACUAAAUCAAAAAUGGUGUACAAAACCCGCGAUCCCAGGUACGUGAUAGACAACCAGUUUUACAGGGAAUUUGACGCAAGAAAACGCUGGCCCCAAUGCAAAACAAUUGGUGAAGUUCACAAUGAAGGAAACGCCCUCUUGUCUUGGGCUUAUGCCCACGCCGGGGUAUUCGCAGACAGAAUGUGCAUAGCGACUAAUGGAAGUUACAAUCAACUCCUAUCCACCGAAGAGCUAAUUUCCUGCAGUGGUAUAAAGUCUGUAUCAAAAGGCUGCCGUCACGGUAUUGUUCAAAGUGAACAUGUUUGGAAAUAUUUCAAAACUCACGGCUUGGUCUCCGGUGGCAAAUACAACACUAACGAUGGAUGUCAACCUUCCAAAAUUCCAUCAAUUUAUAACAUACCAACAAAAAUGUACAAACAUAAAUGCAAAAAGUACUGUUACGGUAAUAAUACGAUCAAUUACAACCAUAAUCACGUGAAAGUUAGCAACUACUAUAGAAUAUUAUCUAACGAAGAUAUUCAAAAGGACGUACAAACUUAUGGUCCAGUCUCAGUAUUAUUCACAUUUUACGAUGACUUAAUUCUUUACAAAAGUGGUGUUUACGCAAAAACGAAAAAUGGAAAAAGGAUACGAGGUCAAUAUGCCAAGUUGAUUGGAUGGGGAGUCGAGAACGGUGUAGACUAUUGGUUGUUGGUCAACUCUUGGGGAUAUGAUUGGGGACAGAAUGGACUGUUCAAAAUCAAGAGGGGCACAAAUGAAUGCAAAAUCGAAACUUCGAAGGUUAUGGCAGGCGAACCUGAAAUAAAAUAA